This is a messenger RNA of Dama dama (fallow deer), 5338 nucleotides long. RefSeq names its product angiomotin (gene AMOT). Gene Ontology annotation, molecular function: signaling receptor activity. The transcript is spliced from 14 exons. NCBI's taxonomy places the organism in Eukaryota, Metazoa, Chordata, Mammalia, Artiodactyla, Cervidae. The record is from RefSeq and is a predicted model, not a curated record. The coding region runs from base 702 to 3938 and encodes 1078 amino acids. Gene Ontology annotation, cellular component: bicellular tight junction; plasma membrane; cytoplasmic vesicle. Gene Ontology annotation, biological process: regulation of cell migration; establishment of cell polarity involved in ameboidal cell migration; actin cytoskeleton organization.
CACCGCAAGAAGAAAAGCCACCCGUUCGUCCCCCUCCCCUAUCUCCAAGCCUUUGCCCAGGAGCUGCCUUCAUCGCAGUCACGCCCCUUCCUUCCGAGGAGCUUUCUAGCUGCCUAAGCUGGUAGACCCUCUGAUUUAUUCCUCCAUCUCCGCUCCCUUUCGCCUCAUCUUCUCUUAGUUCUCACCGCCCCCUCCACCCCCACCUCCAGUGUGUCUCGCCUCCGACCAUCCGCUGCUCCACCCUCCGGCCCGGUAUCCUGCCUGUCCACUGCCACCAAGGAGAGUCCGGACGGAGCGGUGAGGAGGGGAGCAGCCGGGAGCUGGGGCUUCCCUCCUGCCUACCCCUGGCCUCUGGCCCGGGACCGAAGCCACUUGCGCGAGCAGAGUCGUCACCUUGUCUUCGUUGCCUUCUGGGAGCUGUGGAGAAGGACAAAUAAGAUAACAGAAGUGAAAGCUUCUGUCUCCUUAGAAGAAAGGCUGAGAACUUAAGAGUGACCAGUGGUUGGACUCUUGGCGACGCUUACCCUGAACCUGAGUGUUAGGGCAGAGGGAAUCUACUGUUGCGGUUUCUGGAGCUGCUCAUAAGCAAGAAUUCCCUAUCCUGAGCAAGGCUUUAAGCCUAAAAGAAAGCAGAAAUAGGUCAAGGGCAGCCCAGGUGCCCAAUUUCUCUCUCUCUUCACAAGGCACCACCAGCAAUAGAGAUGAGAAAUUCUGAUGAACAGCCAAGUGGAGGAACUACGGUGUUGCAGCGUCUGCUACAAGAGCAGCUUCGCUAUGGCAAUCCCAGUGAGAAUCGCAACCUGCUUGCCAUACACCAGCAAGCCACAGGGAACGGCCCUCCUUUCCCCAGUGGCAGUGGGAACCCAGGCCCUCAGAAUGAUGUGUUGAGUCCCCAAGAUCACCACCAACAGCUUGUGGCUCAUGCUGCCCGGCAGGAACCUCAGGGGCAGGAAAUCCAGUCAGAAAACAUCAUCAUGGAGAAACAGCUGUCUCCUCGGAUGCAGAAUAAUGAAGAACUCCCGACCUAUGAGGAAGCCAAGGUCCAGUCCCAGUAUUUUCGGGGCCAACAGCAUGCCAGUGUCGGAGCUGCCUUCUAUGUCACUGGAGUGACCAACCAGAAGAUGAGGACUGAGGGACGCCCAUCAGUUCAGCGGCUCAAUCCUGGAAAGAUGCACCAGGAUGAAGGACUCAGAGAUCUUAAGCAAGGACACGUUCGCUCCCUGAGUGAACGACUCAUGCAGAUGUCACUGGCUACCAGCGGAGUUAAGGCCCAUCCGCCUGUUACCAGCGCUCCCCUCUCCCCACCACAACCCAAUGACAUGUACAAGAAUCCCACAAGUUCCAGUGAUUUCUACAAGGCCCAAGGGCCACCUCCCAGCCAGCAUAGCCUGAAGGGCAUGGAACACCGAGGCCCCCCACCAGAGUAUCCCUUCAAGGGCAUGCCACCCCAAUCUGUAGUGUGCAAGCCCCAAGAGCCAGGGCACUACUAUAGUGAGCAUCGUCUGAACCAGCCAGGGAGAACAGAGGGGCAACUGAUGAGGUAUCAGCAUCCCCCUGAGUAUGGAGCAGCCAGGCCAACACAGGACAUCUCAUUGCCUUUGUCAGCCCGGAACUCUCAGCCUCACAGCCCUACUUCUUCCCUCACGUCUGGGGGUUCCUUGCCCUUGCUGCAGUCUCCACCAUCCACUAGAUUGUCUCCUGCCCAACACCCCUUGGUCCCCAACCAAGGAGACCACUCGGCCCACCUGCCUAGGCCACAGCAGCAUUUCCUUCCUAACCAGGCUCACCAGGGGGAUCAUUACCGUCUCCCCCAGCCUGGCCUGAGUCCACAGCAGCCACAGCAGCCGCAGCCACACCAUCACCACCAUCACCAGCAGCAGCAGCAGCCAGGAGAAGGCUAUUCCGCUAUGCCACGAGCUCAGCAGUCGUCUGCUUCAUAUCAGCCAAUGCCAGCCGACCCUUUUGCCAUUGUUUCCAGAGCCCAGCAGAUGGUUGAGAUUCUCUCAGAUGAGAACCGGAACUUGCGGCAGGAGUUGGAAGGAUGCUAUGAGAAGGUGGCGAGACUACAGAAGGUGGAGACAGAAAUCCAGCGAGUCUCAGAGGCAUAUGAGAACCUUGUCAAGUCAUCCUCCAAAAGAGAGGCCCUGGAGAAAGCUAUGAGAAACAAGCUUGAGGGCGAGAUUCGGAGAAUGCAUGACUUCAACAGGGAUCUGAGAGAGCGUCUGGAGACGGCCAACAAGCAGCUUGCAGAGAAGGAAUAUGAGGGGUCAGAAGAUACCAGAAAAACCAUCUCUCAGCUCUUUGCAAAAAAUAAGGAGAGCCAGCGUGAGAAGGAGAAACUGGAAGCGGAGCUGGCCACUGCCCGUUCUACCAAUGAGGACCAAAGGCGACACAUCGAAAUCCGAGACCAGGCCCUGAGCAAUGCCCAGGCCAAGGUGGUAAAGCUGGAAGAAGAGCUAAAGAAGAAGCAAGUGUAUGUAGAUAAGGUGGAAAAGAUGCAGCAGGCUCUUGUACAGCUCCAGGCAGCAUGUGAAAAGCGAGAGCAGCUAGAGCACCGUCUCCGGACACGACUGGAAAGAGAACUGGAAUCCCUCCGAAUCCAGCAGCGCCAGGGCAGCUCUCAGCCCACCAACGUUUCAGAAUACAAUGCCGCUGCACUGAUGGAACUCCUUCGUGAGAAGGAAGAGAGGAUCCUGGCCCUGGAAGCUGACAUGACUAAGUGGGAGCAGAAGUACUUGGAGGAGAAUGUGAUGAGACAUUUUGCUCUGGAUGCUGCAGCCACUGUAGCUGCUCAGAGGGACACAACAGUCAUCAGCCACUCUCCUAAUACCAGCUAUGAUACGGCUCUAGAAGCUCGCAUCCAGAAGGAGGAAGAAGAAAUCUUGAUGGCUAACAAGCGUUGCCUUGACAUGGAGGGCAGGAUUAAGACCCUCCAUGCCCAGAUUAUUGAGAAGGAUGCCAUGAUCAAAGUACUCCAGCAGCGUUCCCGGAAGGAGCCAAGUAAGACAGAGCAGCUGUCAUCCAUGCGGCCAGCAAAGUCUCUGAUGUCCAUUUCCAAUGCUGGAUCAGGCUUGCUCUCCCAUUCUUCAACCCUGACUGGCACCCCCAUCAUGGAAGAGAAGCGGGAUGACAAGAGCUGGAAGGGGAGCCUAGGUAUCCUCCUGGGUGGAGACUACCGUGUGGAGUCAGUUCCUUCCACCCCUUCGCCUGUGCCGCCCUCGACUCCCCUGCUGUCGGCUCACUCCAAGACAGGCAGCCGGGACUGCAGCACCCAAACGGAACGAGGAGUAGAAUCCAACAAAACCAACGCCGUAGCUCCCAUCUCUGUUCCUGCUCCAGUUGCUGCUGCCGCAGCCGCUGCCACCACUGCCACCAACACCACCGCCAUGGUAGCUGCUGCUCCAGUGGCUGUCGCGGCUGCCGCUGCUCCAGCCGCUGCUGCCGCCACCGCCCCGUCUCCAGCAACUGCUGCUGCCGUUUCUCCGGCUGCCGCCGCAGCUCCGAUUCCAGCUACUGCCUCUGCUGUCACGGCUACUGUUGUUGCUCCUGCCGCCGCCACCGCCGCCGCCACCGCCACCGCCACCACCAUUCAGGUUGCUCCAGCUGCUCCGGCCCCGGUUCCGGCUCCAGCUCCAGCUCCGGUUCCGGCUCCGGCAGCGGCUCAGGCUUCUGCUCCGGCUCAGACUCAGGCACCAACUCCAGCUCCGGCUGCGGCUGCUCCUCCAGCUCCAGCUCCAGCUCCAGCUUUGGCUCAGGCCGAGGCUCCUGCAAGUCCAGCCGCUGGUUCUGGACCACGCCGUUUGUCUACACCAAGCCUGAGCUGCAAUCCCGAUAAGCCAGAUGGCUCUGUUUUUCACUCCAACACUCUGGAAAGAAAAACUCCUGUUCAGAUCCUGGGACAAGAGCCUGAUACAGAGAUGGUGGAAUAUCUCAUCUAAACAGUCGAAUCAAGAGCUGCAGUGUAUCAGCAAGAAUGCUUUUAAUCAUUCUUCCCUUUUGUUUGUUCUUAUUUUGAGGGUGAGGACAAGGGUUGGGGGAGGGGAUUUUUUUAAAGGAACUUUUUAUUGAAUCAACAUAGUACUUAGGUGAUACCAUACGAACUCCAGUCUGUUCUGGUACCCUUAGGGAGUACCUCUAAAGCCAGAUCCAUUCGAAUGUGCUCUAAAGUUUAUUGUUUGGGUUUAUACAACUACUAGGACUGUUAAUAGCUGGAUAUACAUCAAUGUUCUCAACGUGCUGAAAUUUGUUUCUCAUUUCCAUAUUCCAGAUCAUUCUUUUAUAGAAGAGCACAGUAUGUUUGGAAGACAGUGUGUAACAUGUAGUUCAGAAGUGGGAAGCCAGAGAGGAUUGAGGUGUGUGCUGUUUUGUAUGGUUACCACCUAGGCAGCAUCCAGAGAGAGCUCUUGCUUUGGGCUCAUGAAAGGGAAUAGUUUUAGAAGCUGUGUAAACUGGAGAAAAGGUAGGGAGUAUUGGGGUGCGGAAGGGUGCUGGAGUUAAUUUCCCCCUCCCAAUUUCCCAGCUACCCUGGGCCAGGAGAUUGUGUUUAUCUUUUAUUUCAGUGGUGCUUUGGAAGUGGGUUCUUUUGGUUCCCCUCGUGGAGGUUCAAACAUUCAUAUAUAUACUCUGGAGUAAUUUAUGCAUUUGGAUAAUUAAUAUAUUGCUUUCAGAUGCUAGGAGAGUAAAUUAGCUGAGUGAUGCACAACUUCUGUCUUAGGGAGUUAGACCAUCUGAGGCCUUGACGGACAGUUGUAUGAGGUGCUGUAUGCAGACUUGUGUAGUCUGUGUGGAGCCAGGAACACAGCUUGCUUGCCUUUCCUGAGACCAAGCUGCUUAGUGUUUAUUUCUUCUCCAGCACAAAUUCACUGGCUGUGUCACCAGUCUCAAAUUGCUAUUCAUUGGCAAAAUGAGGAAGCAUUUUUGUUGACAGGUUGAAGGCUUUGAAGUUCUGGUGACUGCGUUGAAAUAACUCGUGUUGUUUUCCCAAAUUCUUCACAUACGUCUUAAAAGACAAAUUUGGCUCUCACCUCCAGUGGAAUAGCAUCAGAAGCCCAAAGUACUGUGCUGCAGUCGGGGGAGAGGGGGCUGCAGCACUGUUCUCAGCUACCUCUUCUCACUGCCAGUGACUCCAUCUUGGAACACCUUUGGAGAGCAGCAGGAAACACACAUGUGGGCAGGGACCAACGAGGCCAUAGCCCAAGCUUUGCCUUUGGGCUGCCUCUAGGGACACAGAAGGGCUGUCUGUUGCCACAGGUCUCUGCUCUGUGUCACUUCUCUGCCCUUCAUUAAGGUGACAGAUCCACAGACAAUGUCAUUAAGAUCAGUUUUCAGGGGUAUUGGG